This is a messenger RNA of Gigantopelta aegis, 1158 nucleotides long. RefSeq lists its product as uncharacterized. The transcript has 3 exons. Gene Ontology annotation, cellular component: membrane. Lineage: Eukaryota; Metazoa; Mollusca; Gastropoda; Neomphalida; Peltospiridae. The record is from RefSeq and is a predicted model, not a curated record. Gene Ontology annotation, molecular function: copper ion transmembrane transporter activity. Gene Ontology annotation, biological process: copper ion transmembrane transport. The coding region runs from base 212 to 601 and encodes 129 amino acids.
GCAUUGAAAUGGACACUUUAUGGAUACAAUUAUCACUGACACCAAAUAAAUGUAUGGUAGACAUUAAAGAUUUAAUUCUGCACAAUUAUUGUUUCUUUAUAAAUUCAUUUAAUUAAUUCCAAAUUGCAUUUUAUUGUACACAGGUCUUGUGGCAGCUUGCUUCGUUGUGUUCCUUGCGACCGCAUUGUUUGAAUCGCUGAAGCUGGUGAAGAUGUACAUCGAGCUGAAGAUCAAACAGAACCCACUGACAUACGGACUCACAGACCACACCACAGACAGGACUCAGCUGCUCGCACCACUCAGCUCACCGUCUAACAUGAAGAGAAUUGCAUCUAUACGGUUGAAGUUUCACUUCCUGGGCUGCAUGAUGCACAUGAGUUAUCUGUUCUGUGCGUACAUCAUCAUGCUCAUCUUCAUGACGUACAGCAUCUGGCUGGGAAUCAGUAUUGUCAUUGGUAGUGGUGCCGGCCACUUUGUGUUUGGAGCAUUAGGUCAUCAGCUGACCAAGAGGUAUACAAAGAUGGCCACAGCUUCCUCACCCUCCACUGCAGACGCUGGGGUGGUUAACCCUCUGUCAGCCGGAGAUCCCUGCCACAUGUAAUAUAAUACACAACGGACAGAAUGACCGUGGAAUGCUUUAAGUCGAGUGCUUUUUUUUGUUCUUGUAUGAAGUAAGGCAGAUAACAUUGCAGAGAACAGGAUCAUGGAUCAAAAUGGAUGGAUUUGUAAAGAACAAUAACUCUUGUCCAAUUGUUAGUCAACAGAAAUGCUAUGGAAUGAAUAAGUGCCAUAUAAGUCAAGUGCCAUAUUUGUUGUUACUUAUGCAGAUAACACUGUAGUGAAGAGUAACAUGGAACAAAGUGAGUAGAUCUUUUAAGUAACAGUCACGUUGUCUGAUUUUGAAUCAGACAGAAAAAAGCUUUGGAAUACUAUAAUCUAGUGCCUUAUUUGUUUUUGGAGUUAUACAGAUAUAACUUUGUAGUUGGUUCCAUCACACAUUUUCUUAUUCUUGUCUAAAAGUACGGAUUUGAUAGUCAGUCCAACUUGUAAAACGUAAAGGGACAUUCCUGAGUUUGCUGUAAUUUUAAAGAUGUUAUCGACUAAUAGAGACUUUUUAACAAUUGUCAUUACAGAUCAGAUAUAUUUUUCUGCAUAAAA